Cygnus olor (mute swan) is the source of this 3415-nucleotide messenger RNA. Its product is annotated as solute carrier organic anion transporter family member 1C1-like. Bases 409 to 2544 code for a protein of 711 amino acids. Gene Ontology annotation, biological process: bile acid and bile salt transport; sodium-independent organic anion transport; transmembrane transport. The record is from RefSeq and is a predicted model, not a curated record. Lineage: Eukaryota; Metazoa; Chordata; Aves; Anseriformes; Anatidae. Gene Ontology annotation, cellular component: membrane. Gene Ontology annotation, molecular function: bile acid transmembrane transporter activity; protein binding. The transcript has 16 exons.
GAGGGAAGAAAAAAUUGAGGACGUGGGAAAGGAGGAUGGGGGGAGAUGAAUACCAAGUUCUCAGGCAAAACAGGAGACAGCAGCCCCCCCACCCCUAUGUUUAUUCCUUUCUCUACCUCCAGUAUAAGAUGUACUGUCCUUAGUCUGGGUAAUUUAUAAAAGGUGGUCUUUCCCUCCAGCUUUUCCUAUUUCUAAGUUGGGACCUGAGCGUGUGCAUGAAUGUAUGGGUAGGUAUAAGUGGUAGAGGGAGCUUACCUAGAAAAAAGGGUAGGCACCAUCUGUGGAGAUUUCUGCUGCCAGGUCUCUUCCUUGGACCUGACCACCCAGCACAGCCCUACAUGCCAGCCCUCAGAAGGGUACAAGCCGCUGCUGCCCAAGCUGUCUCACAGUUUAGAGGCAGGGUAUAUCAUGGAGAUUUCAUCAAAAGAAAAUACUCAGUAUUUCUCAAACAACUCAAUCCUGCCCAUUGACCGAUCUUCAUUCAAAUCUGAAUCUUCUGCUUCCAAGGAGAAACAAUCAUGUUGUGGAGGUAUAAAGAUAUUUCUUGGUGCAUUAUCUUUUGUUUAUUUUGCUAAAGCACUGUCAGGAAGUUAUCUAAAAAGUACUAUCACACAAAUAGAAAGAAGAUUUGAUAUCCCUUCCUCUUUGGUUGGCGUUAUUGAUGGCAGUUUUGAAAUUGGGAACCUCCUAACCAUAAUUCUUGUAAGCUACUUUGGAGCAAAGCUUCACAGGCCAAGAAUAAUUGGAGCAGGCUGCUUAAUUAUGUCAGCGGGAACAUUCCUAAUUGCAAUGCCCCAGUUCUUCAUGGGACGAUAUCAGUAUGAAAGAUUUCCUUCUACCAUGAAUUCAACUGUUAGCACCUCUCCAUGCUUGCAGGAUAAAAGCCGAACCCCUCUCUCAGCCCUGGAAAAAUCUCAAGCCAAAAUAAAUGCAGGAUGUGAAAAAGAAGCAGGCUCUUCUAUGUGGAUCUAUGUUUUACUGGGAAAUCUUCUACGUGGAAUAGGUGAAACUCCCAUCCAGCCUUUGGGAAUUACAUACAUUGAUGAUUAUGCCAUUGAAGAGGAUGCUGCCUUAUACAUUGGCUGUGUACAGACGCUUGCAAUCAUAGGUCCAAUAUUUGGCUUUCUUCUUGGAUCCCUGUGUGCCAAACUUUAUGUUGACAUUGGCUUUGUAGAUCUUGACAGUGUAACAAUAACUCACAAGGAUGUGCAGUGGGUGGGAGCCUGGUGGCUGGGUUACUUAAUAGCAGGUGCGAUCAGUGUUGUGGCUGGCAUCCCUUUCUGGUUCCUGCCCAAACACCUCCCAAAAACAGAGGGCAGAAAGGACUCCAGUACCUCUUCUGAGCAGUCAAAGUUCAUCACUGAGGAUAACAAGGAGCAACACAAAUCUUACCAGCAACAAGUGAAGAUUGGUGAGAUGGCAAAAGACUUCUUGCCAUCACUGAAGAACCUCUUUGGGAAUCCAGUUUACGUUCUGUAUUUGUGUGCAAGUAUCCUUCACUUCAAUUCUUUAAUUGGCAUGGUGACAUAUAAGCCCAAAUAUAUUGAGCAACAGUAUGGGCAAACAUCUUCAAAAACUAAUUUUGUUAUAGGUCUUAUCAACAUUCCUGCUGUGGCGUUUGGCAUAUUCUCUGGGGGACUGAUCAUGAAGAAAUUCAGAAUCAGUGUUUUAGGGGCUGCAAAACUCUCUCUGGGAUCAUCUUUCUUUGGUUACCUGCUGCUCCUCUCUUUAUUUGCGAUGGGCUGUGAGAACUCAGAUGUGGCCGGACUGACUGUGUCCUACCAUGGAACCAAGCAGACGUCUGGAUACGAGCAAGGCCUGUUCUCAAACUGCAACUCAGACUGCAUGUGCUCCCAAAAUGACUGGGAUCCCAUCUGUGGGGAAAAUGGCAUUACCUAUGUUUCUGCUUGUCUCGCUGGCUGUCAGGCAUCCAAUGGAAGUGGGAAAAACACUGUAUUUUUUAACUGCAGCUGCGUGGGAAUUUUAGAAUCUCCUUCAAGAAGCUCCUCAGCUGUGAUGGGACCAUGUCAAAAAGGAAAUGAGUGUCCAAAAAUGUUUCUGUAUUUUCUGGUAACAUCAGUUAUUACUUCAUAUACUUUGUCAGUAGGUGGCACACCCGGAUACAUACUUCUUCUAAGAUGCAUUAAACCACACUUGAAAUCAUUUGCACUUGGUAUCUAUACCCUGGCAGUAAGAGUACUUGCUGGAAUUCCAGCCCCAGUGUAUUUUGGAGUGGCAAUAGAUACCACCUGCCUGAAAUGGGGAAGCAAACAAUGUGGGGGAAGAGGAGCAUGUAGACUCUAUCACUCCAGCACGCUCAGAUACAUGUACCUGGGGCUGACUUUGGUGUUGGGCACCAUGUCCAUUUUCUUCAGCAUUGCUGUCCUUUGGGUUCUCCAGAAGAGGUCUGCUCCGCAAGAUGAAACCCUCUCAGCCAAUGGGGAGAGAGGCACCUGUGUGACAAACAGCAGGAAAGAUAAUUUCUUCAACAGUGACCAUUUAAUUCAGACAACUUACUGGCCAGAAAAGGAGACUAGGCUUUAGGAGGACUGAGAUCUCCACCAUGACUUUAUCCAGUGAGUGGUGUUCAAGGCAAAAAUUCAUCAUCAGUGAAGCAACUAGUAGUAUCCACCCUGAAAAUGUUUGCCGUCCUGUAACUUUCUUUGUAAAUACCAAAAAGCAAAGGAUACAGGCAUUUUAGCACAUGUCCAUUUAGCACAUGUCACUGCUCACCGUUUGUCUUGAGGAGUCGGUGGCACUCAAGUGAGGGGAUUUGUUAUGGCUGGGGAGGUGCAGCUUGCUGCAGAAGCAGGUUUUGUGGCUGCCCCUCAGCUCCAUCCCUCCUUGCCAAGCUGCAACAGCUCUGCUGCCCCUUGUCUGCCUUCUGUGUGUGAGGAGUAGUGGGUAGGCUGCAGUGAAAGUCUUUCAAGCAUGCUACCAAUCCGACUUGGCAGCCUGGAAGGUGCAGGGAUAUUCUGCACCGAUUCUUGUACGUAGCUCACCUUUGCAAGCAGUGCAGCGUGAGACAGGAGGAAGGUGGUUUGCUGGAAGGACAAUUCAGCUGCAGGUUCUGGGCAACAUGCAAAUUCAGCCUGUAACACUUAGGACAUCAAAUGCUGUCAUUAGGGACUUUUUUCAAGUAUAAUCUGCUGUAGUACAACAAUAACAGCAAUAAAAGUUGUCAUUACAGAAUACAGAAUAUUGUCCAAAGGAGACUGGAAGAAAAAAACAGAGCUUUUUUAGGUUUCCAGCAGUUUCUUGCUACUUUCUAGUACUUGGUGUACUGAAUAAUUCCAUGCAUUUUCUGCAAUGUAAUAACACCUUGUUAUGAGCUACAUAUGAUUUAUUUUUUAAAAAAAGUUAUGACAAGACAGCUUGGGAACAAUAAAAUGAAUUCAAAGACCAAGUGAUUUGG